Dromiciops gliroides (monito del monte) is the source of this 922-nucleotide messenger RNA. It is a transcript of the gene CLEC4E, whose product is annotated as C-type lectin domain family 4 member E. The coding region runs from base 109 to 723 and encodes 204 amino acids. Lineage: Eukaryota; Metazoa; Chordata; Mammalia; Microbiotheria; Microbiotheriidae. The transcript has 6 exons. The record is from RefSeq and is a predicted model, not a curated record.
CAUGCAUUUGUAGAAUGACUCAAGAGGGCUCCCAGAUUUUAAACCAUCUUCCCUGAAUAUCAUCCACAAGAAAAAGAUUCUUGAGUUAGUGAGAGACAGAGAAGAGAGAUGGAUCCCCAUAAAGACUCUACAGUAGGAAACACAGAAAGAAUAGGGCUUCAUUCUCCUCUAUGUUAUUUUCUUAUCGCUGGAGUUUCUAUAUUGUUCCUCAGCUCCUGUUUCAUCACCAAAUGUGUCGUGUCAUAUCGCUUAUUCUCUCGGGACUUUGAAGAAGGUAAGAAUCAGACCUCUUCGAUGGGCCAUUCCUCAGGAACUAAUUACUGCCCACUGAACUGGGAAAGAUUUCAAUCUAGCUGUUAUUUCUUCUCUGAUGACAUCAUGACUUGGACUGCAAGUCUGAAGAAUUGUAAAGGAAUGGGGGCCACUCUGGCAGUUAUAAACACACAAGAGGAGCAGCACUUCCUUUUCCAAAAAAAACCCAGUGGAAGAGAGUUCUACAUUGGGCUGACAGAUCAAGUGGUUGAUGGUCAGUGGAAGUGGGUGGACGACACUCCGUUCAACAAAGCUUUGAGCUUCUGGGAUGUUGGGGAGCCAAACAACCUUGCUACGCUUGAGGACUGUGUAACCAUAAGAGACAGUUCAGAUGCAAACCGCAACUGGAAUGAUUUAACGUGCUUCUUCAAUAUGUAUCGAAUUUGUGAAAUGCCAGUGAAAGUUUUUUGAUUGAGAAAAUAUAGUAGAGAGAAUAUAGGCUCUUUAAAUGUAUAGUGAGAAAGGAUGAAAUAUGUUAUUUAUAUGAACAUAUAAUGGGUUUGUUAUUGUUAUUUUAAAUGGAUUAAAUGAAUAACUAUUUAACAAUUGUAUCAGUUUUAAUUUCUAGCAUGGUAAACAUUGAUAGGUAUAACCCAUAGAACAAAAGAUC